Messenger RNA from Topomyia yanbarensis, 1445 nucleotides. Its product is annotated as leucine-rich melanocyte differentiation-associated protein-like. The coding region runs from base 477 to 1229 and encodes 250 amino acids. Lineage: Eukaryota; Metazoa; Arthropoda; Insecta; Diptera; Culicidae. Gene Ontology annotation, molecular function: protein binding. The transcript has 4 exons. The record is from RefSeq and is a predicted model, not a curated record.
CGGGCAACUGCGUUUGCUCUAGAACUUUGUAGAUUCUAGCCCGUCUACGCGAAAUAGACCGGCUAUGUAGGAUGAAAACCAAAGUCGGCGGCCGAACCUCUAUCUCUAUCAGUCGGCGGCGUUCGUUUGCAGAAGACGCAGUUUGUUUUGAACUGAGGAAGCCGGUUGCCGGGUGUCCUUGCAAAAGUGUGUUUUUCUGCCGUGAGAAAUGGCGCAAAUCUGUUAUUGAAUUGUUUUUUCUGUGUCGUUAGGAAACAGAGUGAUGUUUUCGGUGAUUAAAAUCGAGCAUAUCACUUUCGAUUGCUCCUGAGUUUUUUUUGGUCGGUAAAAGCUGAAUAAAGACUGUGUUGGGACCGCGUCUGGGCUUCGUUUCGUACUCGAGGUGUCAGUUAAAAGUCGUCAAAAUUCCGCUCUAUCGGGACCAUUCGUUACAUCUCUACAAGCUCGUCCAUCGAGCUAAUCGAAAGAGAAAAACAAUGCAGGCCAUUGUGUAUAAUGAAGAAUUCUUCAUCGAGAAUUAUUCGCACGCUGACGAUGACGACGAGCUGUACCUGAACUACGAUUGGUCCUCGGAUGCGAUGUCGGUCAAAAGUGUUACCAGCAAUUCCAGCCAAAACAACGACAUGGAUGGCAGCGGAGAACGUCUUUCGUUGGCGUAUGAAAAAUUGUCACAAAUUCCAAGGAAAAUUGCGGAAAAAUUCUCCCGAACGACCACCAUACUGGAUCUAAGCUAUAAUAAUAUCAAAGAUCUCUCCUUCCUCUCUUACUUCCGCCAGCUGAACACGCUGAUCCUGGACAAGAACCCCCAGCCGGACGAGAAAACCUUCCCCUCGCUCCCGAAUCUGGAACUACUCUGGCUAAAUCACUGUGAUAUCGAAAACGUCCAGAAGUGGGUCUACCGAAUCCGAGACUGCUGUCCAUCGCUCCGGUACCUAUCGCUGCUGGGUAAUCCGGGCGCCACGUCCUCCUUCAAUGGAAACUCGACGCUCGAGCACAACGACUACCGGAUGAUGGUGAUCAGCGUACUGCCGCAGCUACGCCACCUGGACGACGCGGAAGUGACCAGUUCGCAGCGGAUUCAGGCUCGGCAGUUCCGACACAACCACUACAACAUCGGACAGACACCGUUCAAUAUUUUCGAAACCGUCGGACGGGGAGAACAGAUGGGUAAGAAGGCGGCUCAGCGAAGACCACGGAGGACCCGGGCCAAUGUGUCGGAUGAUUCGUGAAGUUAAUGAUGAUAAUGUAUUUUGUUAACGAAUAUUGACCAAAGUUUAGUGUUUACGAACGGUUGAAGCUGAAACUGAAACUCAACAGAUUGAAUUAUGCAGAUCUGCGUACAAUACAUACGACUCCUGAUGGGGGAACAUUUAUUCUUACAAGAUUCCCUGAGGAAUAUGUUGCGAUAUCCAAAAGUUCUAAAUAUAUUAUUUUAUAUGAGUAAA